GAUACAAGCUGCAGGCUCAACACUACUGCUUUACAAUUUUCCAGUGACAAAUUUCACAGUUAUAUAAACUUGUACCCUUGUUAACCUUAGUGCUCAACAGUAGGAAGAUUAUACAGAUAUUAAGUCAAGAUGUCAAUGUGGAAAGCAACUGUUGGGAGAGAUGUUAAAAUAAAUAAUAAGAAUGGUGCAGAUGAUGAUGAUUGGGAGACAGAUCCAGACUUUAUUAAUGAUGUAACAGAAGAGGAACAGCGAUGGGGCUCUAAGACUAUUGAGGGAUCUGGCCGUACAGCUGGUGCUAUUGACAUUGCUGAUUUGAGAGCAAGGGUCACUCAAGAUGAUGCUGAUUUCAAGAAGAAGGAGAUGGAGUCAGGGCCCAAGGCUUCUUUUGGAUAUGGGGGAAAGUUUGGUGUACAGCAAGACAGAAUGGACAGGUCUGCUGUAGGACAUGAUUAUGUAGCUAAAGUGGAGAAACACGUGUCACAGACAGAUGCUGUAAAGGGGUUUGGUGGAAAGUAUGGGGUGCAAAAAGACCGAAAAGAUAAGUCUGCACUUGGAUGGGAUUAUCAUGAAAAACUGGAGAAACAUGCUUCUCAGAAAGAUUAUGCUACAGGAUUUGGUGGGAAGUAUGGAGUUCAAGAAGAUCGAAAAGAUAAGUCAGCACUUGGAUGGGAUUAUCAUGAAAAAUCACAGAAACAUGAAUCACAGACUGAUUAUGCAAAAGGUUUUGGUGGAAAAUAUGGAGUUCAAGAAGAUCGAAAAGAUAAGUCAGCACUCGGAUGGGAUUAUCAUGAAAAAUCACAGAAACAUGAAUCACAGACUGAUUAUGCAAAAGGUUUUGGCGGAAAAUAUGGUGUUCAAGGAGAUCGACAAGAUAAGUCAGCACUUGGAUGGGAGUAUCACGAAAAAACACAGAAACAUGAAUCGCAGACUGAUUAUACAAAAGGUUUUGGUGGAAAAUAUGGUGUUCAAGAAGAUCGACAAGAUAAGUCGGCACUUGGAUGGGAGUAUCACGAAAAAACUGAUAAACAUUCGUCCCAGAAAGACUAUUCUCAAGGAUUUGGAGGAAAAUAUGGUGUUCAAGUAGACAGAAAGGACAAGUCAGCUCAUGGAUGGGAAGAAGUUACCAAGACAGAAGCACAUCCUUCUCAAGUGGACAUGAAAAAGGGUUUUGGAGGCAAAUAUGGAAUCCAGUCAGAAAAUCAAGAUAAGUCAGCAUUACCUUACACAGAUGUAGAAAAGCCCAAGUCUUCCUACGAAAAGGUGAAGCCAGAAUUAGUUCCACAGAAAGCUACUGGCCUCAGAGCCAAGUUUGAAAAUCUCGCACAAGCUGAAAAAGAAGAUGCAAAUAAACGAGCAGAAGAGGAAAGAGCAAAAAGAUUGGCAAGGGAACAACGAGAAAGAGAAGAAGCUAAAAAGGCAGAGGAGGAAAGACAAAAAAAAUUAGCUGAAGAAAGAAGAAACAUGCCUGAAGAAAUAGAGGAUCAACCACAAGAAAAGGCUUUAUCUUCAUCUGAAGAAGAAACACCUAAAGGUCCCUACAUUCCAGCAGGAGCUCAAUCUGUCAUUCCUCAAAGUCUGGUCAUGCGACAUAUGCCAGAAGAGCCUCAGGAACCAGUUCAGCCAUCAGUCAUAACUGAGGAAAUUCAGCCACCCAGUCAGUUUGAAGAUGAAUCAAAACCUAGUCAGGAACCUCAGGAAGAAGUGCACUAUGAAACACUUCAGCCUGUAGAGGAGAUUCAACAGAGUUUUGAAGUGCCUGUUGGAUCAGGAAUUACUGCAGUUGCUUUGUAUGACUAUCAAGCUGCUGAUAUUGAUGAAAUAUCAUUUGAUCCAGAUGAUAUCAUCACAAACAUAGAAAUGAUUGAUGAGGGCUGGUGGAGAGGAGAAUGCCGAGGUAUACUUGGAUUGUUUCCAGCUAAUUACGUUGAGCUUCUUAAUCAGUGACAUGCAGCAAAGCAAAAGGAACUGUGGUGCAAAGGAAAUAAAUAGUUUCUUGCCUGCAGUGUAUGAAUUAAACUAUAUUUUUGUCAAUUUUUUUCUGGAAGAAUAUUGAGUAGACUUAAAUAAAUUCAAACAGGCAAAUUACUGUCGCUCAUAUUAUGUCUACAUUUGGUAUCAUCAUUUAUUUGUAUGAUAUAUGUUUCUUUAAAAUGAUUUAAACAAGGUGGAAUACAAAAUAUUCAUCAAUUUUUGCAAAUAAAUAUAUUUUUAAUAAUAAUAAAAAAGAAAUGGAAGUAUGAAUAAUAUUUUCCAUGGUUUCUAGAAAUAUGAUAAUUUCUUCAAAUGUGUUCUGGAAAGUAGUUUUUUGCUUCCUCUAACAUUAAAUUUCAAGUUCAUUAAGCUGACAAGAGGUCUUCCAAUUGUGUCUUAUGAAAUCAGCUGUAACUCGAAGUUUUAUUUUUCUUCAUGUGAUUUACAGUACUAUAUAGUUGUAAUCCAAACAACAUAAAAGAAAAAUAUAUUUUUUAACUCUUGUUUAUGAACAUAAUUUUUCUUGUAAAAUAAAGCUUUAAAAUUUCCUUUCAUGGUAAUAAACAGGUAACACGCAUGGUAGAAUAUUAUUGUUCUGUUUGUUUCUUUGUCAUAUGGGUAAAUUAGGGUCUACCUUUAUAAAAAAAUAAUUUAAAAAGUAAAAUAGAGGACAAAACUUUACUUUGUGUUGAAAUAGGAAUACAGUGUCCACAAAGUAUUAUGAGUAAUUGUUGUUUAGUUGUACAGUUAGCAAUCGUUUAUUCAGCCUUCUUACUCAGUCCGUUGCUUAUCUUUAUCAAGCUGAAAGUACUUGACAAACAACUCCAAAAUGUGUGUUAUAUCUUCCUUAGUUUUAAAGUGUUUUGUCUAAGUGUGUUUUUUUUUCUAAGAUGCAUUAUGUUGUAUGAUAAAACUUGUAUGUUCAGAAAACCUGAACCCUUGGUUUGAUUUAGUAUUAGCUUUGUUUCUCAGUUAUCCUAAUGUAUAGUGGUAAAAAUUCCAAAUCCUAGUGAACAUAUUUUUUAAGUAUUACAUACACAUUUUUUGAAAAAAUCCUCCCAUGCAUAUGUUGUUCAUCACUGAAAGCAUUUUAGGCUACUUUGUGCAUUGUAUGUUAAAAAGAAUUUAACAUAAAGCAUGCACUACUAUCAUCUAUUCACAUCAGAAAAUGCUGGUGCUUAAAAAUGUUAUCCUGUUUGUUCUUCACAAAACAUUUAAAGAAAAUGUUUUAUAUGAUAUUCUAUGUAUCUGUUACAUAAUUCUAACAAAUACUUACAAUCUAGAUUUUUUUGAUAGAUGUUUGAAAAUUGAGCUUAUUUUGAUUGAAUUAAGAAAAAUUCCCGUUAAAUAAACAAUGUAAUGGGGAGGUUUGGGGGUUAAAACAAAAUAAAAAAUUUAUUUUAA
Messenger RNA from Limulus polyphemus (Atlantic horseshoe crab), 3375 nucleotides. It is a transcript of the gene Cortactin, whose product is annotated as src substrate cortactin-like. Gene Ontology annotation, molecular function: actin filament binding. Gene Ontology annotation, biological process: regulation of actin filament polymerization. NCBI's taxonomy places the organism in Eukaryota, Metazoa, Arthropoda, Merostomata, Xiphosura, Limulidae. The transcript has 15 exons. The coding region runs from base 130 to 1944 and encodes 604 amino acids. Gene Ontology annotation, cellular component: plasma membrane; actin filament; site of polarized growth. The record is from RefSeq and is a predicted model, not a curated record.